This is a messenger RNA of Dentiscutata erythropus, 183 nucleotides long. The record is from the annotation of a GenBank genome assembly. NCBI's taxonomy places the organism in Eukaryota, Fungi, Glomeromycota, Glomeromycetes, Diversisporales, Gigasporaceae.
AUGUCGCUUGACUGUGGUAUCAUAGAUCUAAAUUAUGGUGUGAUUUUAAAGGCUUUAGAACAACCUACUGAUCACCCGAGUGGUUAUAAUUCAUCUGGCGCUAUUUCUAAGAGCACCUUGAUGAAUUCAUUGAUAUCUAAUUUUAGCACCAUGUUGGAAACUUCAUUGCCAUGGACUACCAAG